GGGGAACGGUGACCGGGUCCAGGCGCACACUCCGCGCAGGGGGGCGCCCUUCCCGCUUGCGAAGCCCGCCGCCCGCGCGCCUGGUCCCGCCCCCGCGCCCGGCGGAGCCGCCGCCAAGACACAGGGUCUCGCGGAGGGACACCGAGCCUUUUCCUCUUGCCUACACACAGCGAGCGCUUUCUGUCCCCCGCACCGACUGGCUGCUGGCCCCAGAAGAAGGAAGACGGAGAGGGGCGAGCAGAGCCACCCGGAGACGGCCCCAGCCUCCAGGAGCAGCGGCGCGGGGAGCCGCUUUGACCGCGCUGAAUCUCCGGACAAUGGGGGCGCGGCGGCUGCUGCUCGUCGCGGUGGGACUCAGUCUGUGCGGGCCCCUGCUGUCUGUCCGUACUCGGGCUCGCCGGCCAGACUCAAAAGCAGAAAUUGCUACUGCAGUACCCCGCUCAUUUCUUGUCAGGAGUUAUGUUGGUGAUUUUGAAAAAAUCUCACACGAGGAGUUUGAGGAGAAAAAUGAAACCAAGUUACAUGAAGACAGAUUAAUCUCCGUCAAUAAAAGUCAUCCUCUUCAGAAACCACCCUCUGUGUUCAUCUCAGAAGAAGCCUCAGGUUAUCUGACUAGCCCCUGGCUGACUGUCUUUAUCCCCGCCAUUUACACUGGUGUGUUUGUAGUGAGCCUUCCUCUGAACAUCAUGGCCAUCGUCGUGUUCAUCGUGAAAAUGAAGAUCAAGAAGCCGGCUCUGGUGUACAUGUUACAUCUGGCCAUGGCAGAUGUGCUGUUUGUGACUGUACUCCCCUUUAAGAUCAGCUAUUACUUUUCUGGAAGUGACUGGAAAUUUGGGUCUGAAAUGUGUCGCUUCGUCACAGCAGCGUUUUACGGUAACAUGUACGCCUCCAUCAUGCUCAUGACAGUCAUAAGCAUUGACCGCUUUCUGGCUGUGGUGUAUCCCAUGCAGUCCCUCUCCUGGCGCACCCUGGGGAGGGCUUCCUUCAUUUGUCUGGCCAUUUGGGCUGUGGCCAUCGGAGCGGUGAUGCCCCUUGUCCUCAAGGAGCAAACCACCCAGGUUCCGGGCCUCAACAUAACCACCUGUCAUGAUGCGCUCAAUCAAACCCUGCAUGACAGCUAUUACACAUAUUACUUCACAGCCUUCUCUGCUGUCUUCUUUUUUGUGCCGUUGAGCAUUUCCACAGUUUGUUAUGUGUCUAUCAUUCGAUGUCUUAGCUCUUCCAAAGUUGCCAACCGGAGCAAGAAGACCCGGGCUUUGUUCUUGUCAGCUGCUGUUUUCUGCGUCUUCAUCAUUUGCUUUGGACCCACGAAUGUCCUCCUGAUUGUGCACUACUCUCUCCUUUCUUAUAAUUCCUCAGUGGAGGCUUUCUACUUUGCCUACCUCCUCUGUGUCUGUGUCAGCAGCAUAAGCUGUUGCAUUGAUCCCAUGAUUUACUAUUAUGCUUCCUCUGACUGCCAGAGGUACCUCUGCAGUAUCUUAUGCUGCAAAGAAAGCUCUGAUCCCAGCAGUUACAACAGUAGCGGGCAGUUAAUGGCAAGUAAAAUGGAUACCUGCUCUACUAACUUGAAUAGCAGCAUAUACAAAAAGCUGUUAACUUAGGAAAGGGGACUGCUGUUAGGUUAAAAAGAAAAGAUGAAAGAAAAGCAGAUACCCUGAGGAUUCUAUCAGUCCCUGUAAAUAAGUGUUUACUUCGUCAUCUAAAACAACAAAUGUAUUAUUUGCAUGCCUCUUUCUUACAAGAGUGAUUGCGCAUAUAUGUUUGUUCACAGGAAAAGAUAACAGGAAUAGAAGACAGAGUUAUUCAGAGGGAGUUUUGCCAAUGCUACAGUAAUAGCUGAAUGUUACUUUUUUAUAUAUAUUUAGGUGAUACAUAUAAAUAUAUGCAGUACAGUAUAGAAUAGGCACUUUGAAAACCUCUUUUUCUCAGAGAAUAUGGGAAUAAUCUCUGAUUUAAUACGCAGAGUCUAGGUUGCUCAGGUUUAGUCCUGAACACCUGAAGAUGUUUAUCAGUAGUGACAGAUGUCAUAGUUGGGACUUAUACGGCUUUUGCAAAUAAGUAUAUUUUGAAAUUGUUCAACAGCAGUGUUUAAGUUAUUAAGAGAUAAGACAGUACUGUCUGUGUGUAGAAAAAGCUCUAGUGUUUUUUAUUUUAAACAUAUCGAAGUCUGAAUUCUGAAAAUUAUUACAACAGAUGAAAAACCCUCUUUUUGGCAUGCACAGCAUUUUUGAUGUUUUGCACGUUGUAUGUGUAAACCAAGAAUGAGCAUACGUCCACUUAGGGACCUUAGAUUGGCUUUCGGAGACACCCACCCUUGGGAGUUGCGCUUGUUCACCCUGCUCGGUCUGACGCAGGAUGCCAAGCAGCAGACACACACAGGGCCUUGUCAGGAACCCUCCAGCUGGAGAUGCUGGCAGUUUCAGCUCAGCGUCCCAGAGAGCAGAGCGCUGGGAACCACCACAUUCGCUCCACUCUCCAGGUGUUUCCCCCCAGGGUUGGCUGUGAACUCAACAUGUUUAUUAAAAAUUGGAAGUGAUAUCCUAGGAGGUGAUGAACAUGAAAGACUUCUCUACCUUUUUUCAGAACAAACAAAGAAGGAGCAUUCACUUCCAGUAGUUACCCUACAAAGGUCAGUUCUCACAUGGAAACACUAUGGCGCAAACAUGAGAAUUUAUAACAGCAUUUCUAACCCCACAAUGAGUAUCAAGUACACAAAAAUCCUCACUGAUAUGACAAAAUAAUUUGAAAAUUAGGUUGCAAUGUAUUUUUGUUUUCCUUACGAAAAAAAGGAGGCAUUUGUUAAACGAAAAAAAAGGAAAAUUGCGAAUGUUUACCUAUUUAAAAGAGCAAACUAUUUCCAAAUACCAUAGAAUAAUUUACAUCAAAGUAAUAUAACUGUACUAUAAGUUGAAACACUGAUUUUAUUAAUUUAGUUACUAUAUUCAUUUCAUCCGAAGCAGUGGAAUUUCAUUGUUAUUGUUUAUUCAGUCUAUACAUAUUAAAAUACCUCUGACUUAAUAUGACUAUUAUUACUGUACUAUCACUCUGUACUUAUAAAAUAUUAUGUCACUGUUUUUAUGUUCUCUCUUUUUUAAAUUUCUUGUAGCCUAUGUUAAUAAACUUGAAAGUUUGCUUCA
Molecule: messenger RNA, 3137 nt
Organism: Trichechus manatus latirostris (Florida manatee)
Lineage: Eukaryota; Metazoa; Chordata; Mammalia; Sirenia; Trichechidae
Gene: F2R
Product: coagulation factor II thrombin receptor
Exons: 2
Coding region: 318-1601 (427 amino acids)
Biological process (GO): thrombin-activated receptor signaling pathway; positive regulation of blood coagulation; blood coagulation
Cellular component (GO): plasma membrane
Molecular function (GO): thrombin-activated receptor activity
Source: RefSeq, a predicted model, not a curated record